Molecule: messenger RNA, 981 nt
Organism: Quercus robur (English oak)
Lineage: Eukaryota; Viridiplantae; Streptophyta; Magnoliopsida; Fagales; Fagaceae
Exons: 4
Coding region: 1-981 (326 amino acids)
Molecular function (GO): protein binding
Source: RefSeq, a predicted model, not a curated record
AUGGAUUCUAAGAGAAAAAAGUUCACAGUUGAUGAUGAUGAUGAUGUAGUAGUAGUUGAUCGUAUAUCUGAGUUGCCAGAAGACGUUUUGCAACACAUUCUAUCCUUCCUUCCUACCAAACAAGUAUUUCAAUCUACUCUUUUGUCUACACGAUGGAAACAUGUGUGGACUACAUUCCCCAUUCUAAACUUCGAUAAAACCUCCAUGUUGUGGAGUUCAGAAAAGAAGAAUGAUCCGGAAGUCAAGAUAAAGAGACGUAACUUUUACAAGUUCUUGAAUAAAUGUUUACGAUUACGAAGCCGCCAAAGUCAGAGACCACAUAUAAAGAAUUUUACAUUAGAGGUUAGCGUGCAGAAUCACAAAUCCAAGUCUCGUGUUGACCGCUGGAUAAGUCAUGAUUCAUAUUCUGGUAAUACUGCAAUAUCUUUUUCGUUGAAUGCUUCGGGUCUGUUAGAUGCUGAGUACACAAUGUGGAGUUCCUAUGGUCCUUGGGACGCUGCAAAGAUUGAAUUCCUCUCAAAGAUGGGAAAAUCAAAAGUAUUCAAAUUGAGUAUUAUUGUAAUUCAGGAUGUGAUUAUACCAAAAGAAUUGAGUGAAACCUUACCAUCACCAUUAUAUAAUGUCAAACAUUUAAAGUUAUCAAUACCUCCGCCACUUACAAGAUACAAAAUCAAGGAACUACUAGAUGGUUUGCUUUGGAUUUCUCCUCUUCCAGACAUGUUAGUAAUUGAAUCACGCAGGGAGUCAGAUCCUGAUUUUAACAAAGUAGCCUUUGAGUUCUCAUAUCGAAAGCCUAUUUAUAAAGAGGAGAAUCCUAGUUGUGGCAAGUUCCUACCUUUUCCAUGUUGGCGACAUUGCUUGAAGACUGUCAAGAUUGAAAGCCUUAAAGGACAUGUAGAUAGAGAGAUUUUGUACAAGUAUUUUUCUGGAAAUGCAAAAACUUUGGAGAACUUCCAGUUUCAUGUUGGUGGCAUUGCUUGA